AUGAACACCGGUCUCGUCAACAGCCGCUUCCUCUCCAAGCCCGAUGAAGUCGGCAUCGUCGCCGUCGGUUUCUCCGGCGGCCAGCCCAAAGCCGGCGUCGACAUCGGUCCCGCCGCCCUCAUCGAGUCCGGCCUCCUGACCGAGAUCCGCGACGAGCUCGGCUACAAGCUCUUUGGCGACGAGACCGUCCAGCAGUUCGAGGACCUCGUACCCGCCUCUGACCCUGACUACCGCGGCAUGAAGAAGGCCCGUCACGCCUCCGCCGUCACCCGCAAGAUCGCAUCGCACACAUACGAGCACUCGCGCGAGGGCCGCAUGACCCUCACCCUCGGUGGUGACCACAGCAUUGCCAUCGGUACUAUUGCUGGUACUGCCAAGGCUACGCGGGAGAGGCUGAACCGCGAGAUUGCGGUUAUCUGGGUUGAUGCGCAUGCGGACAUCAACACUCCUGAGAGCAGCGAUAGCGGAAACAUUCACGGCAUGCCUGUUGCUUUCUUGACUGGUCUUGCUAAGGAGGAUAACGAAGAGUACUUUGGCUGGCUUGAGGAUGAUAUGCGCUUGAGCGUUAAGAAGCUGGUUUACAUUGGUCUUCGAUCUGUUGAUAUUGGCGAGAAGAAGAUUCUCCGUGAGCACGGCAUCAAGGCUUUCAGCAUGCACGAUGUCGACCGACAUGGUAUCGGCCGCGUUGUCGAGAUGGCCCUCGCUCACAUCGGAAACGACACCCCCAUCCAUCUAUCCUUCGACGUCGAUGCCCUCGACCCCAUGUGGGCGCCCAGCACCGGCACACCCGUCCGCGGCGGUCUGACUCUCCGCGAGGGAGACUUCAUCUGCGAGAGCGUGCACGAGACAGGAAACCUUGUCGCCAUUGAUCUCGUCGAGGUGAACCCUCAGCUCGCAGAUGGUAAGCAAGCUGAGCAGAACACAAUCCACGCUGGAUGUUCACUGGUGCGGUGUGCUCUUGGCGAGACACUUUUGUAA
Molecule: messenger RNA, 978 nt
Organism: Fusarium subglutinans
Lineage: Eukaryota; Fungi; Ascomycota; Sordariomycetes; Hypocreales; Nectriaceae
Product: arginase
Exons: 2
Coding region: 1-978 (325 amino acids)
Cellular component (GO): cytosol; cytoplasm; nucleus
Molecular function (GO): arginase activity; manganese ion binding
Source: RefSeq, a predicted model, not a curated record